AUGUUAUUGGACGACGAGAUCGUAUUCUUAGGCACAAGACACCCUCAGACCCCACCUCAAGUCCAGCGCCCAGUUACGGGUGUUGUCUUGCACGUUGAGAAAUGCGGCUUGAUCGAUGGGCACUCCUUGACCUUCCGGAGAGCCAACUCGUCCAUAGUGCACAUCGGUCGCCGGUCGGGAUUCGAGCCCGACAGGCGGCCACAGGAUACCGACAACGCCAUGUUUCGAUGUGCGGUGGUCAGUCGGAAACAUGCCAGGAUCACUUUCUCAGAUAGUGGUCAUGUCUACAUCAUCGAUGAAAGAUCACACCACGGGACUCACAUUCGAAAGUCAGGGGAGCUUUUCUCGACCAUGCUGAAGUCAGAGACAUCGACCCUUCUGAACGAUGGUGAUAUCAUUACCUUCGGGAAGGCUGUUGGCAAGGGCGACGAAUGUGUGGGCCCAGUAGUCGUGCGAGUCGAGCUCCUUUAUUCCGGCAACACUCAGUCGACAUCUACCUUCAGGCCUCUCGUGGUGCCAUCCACCGCCUCUCCUACCUCCGACAAAUCCAUGUCCAAGCCGCAUUCUGGUCGAUACGGCCUGGAUUCGUCGCCCUCAUCCUCUGAUGAGUCAUAUCAAUCCGGCGCUUAUUCUGACAUCGAGGAGAUCCCGCCGCCGCCCUCAAAUGUCAAACCUACUGAAUCCCAGAACACCCCCAGCAGCAACUUGGCGACCAUCGGCCAAGCCUUUAAUACCUUCAGCCUCUUCAAGCGCCUUUUGCCCCCAGCACAUGAACCCACGACCCCGAGGAGGCUGCCGUCCGUGACCGAGAUCGUCGAACGACCUCUGGCGCAGAUGACUUCCUUCUUCAGCUCCUUUGGCCCCGACUCGGUACCGACAUCUCCUAGACGCAAUUCGCCAGGUUUCGCUUCGUCGAUGCUCUCUUUGGCGGAUGUACCACCGUCCAAUUUCCCAGACUUCCUCCCUGUUGGAUUUGAUGCGUCCCAGCACGACAUUUAUGAAGUCUCUGAUGGAUCCGGCGAUAAGUCAAGGUCGAAUUCCCCUAUGGACCUAGCCAGCCCGUCUCCACCCCCUGAGAUCAUCGUUCCUUCCUCGAUUCCUCCUCUGAUCGAGUUUCCGCCUUUGUCACCCGUCCUUUGUGUUCGUCACUCGCCCAAGGUCUCGAAUGGAAACCUGUCAGAGGAUGGUGAAGCCCGCGCCGAAGUCGUCGUCCCUGAAACCCCUUUGCCUCAAGAGCAACCUGCUCCGCCCUCACCUACAAGCAUCCAUCACGAAGCCGCAGACCCCGUCCCUGUUGUCACGCAAUCUCAGAUGAGGACCGUGGAGCAGACGCUGAAGAGGAUACAGGACGACCUCGCGAGGCUCCAUAACCAUCGUCGAAAGCACAGAUCGCGCAUCAAUUCGACUCUGCAGCUCAUAACCGAUCGGUUCAACCAAUUCGAUGACAGGCUCGCGGAGGUCAAUGCGGAGUACACAUCCCUAUUUGAUCAGGUGGACACAAUCCAGCAUGUGGACAUCCCGGACCUGCAGGGCGAAUUGGAGGCGAUCCAGGAGAGGGUGGACGACAUACCAUCGCGACUCACGACUCCAGAGCCAAUGGAGAAGAGUCCAGCACCAGCACCGGUGUUGACUGAGAGGGAGGACGUCAAGGCGAGCGUGCAGGCCCUUCAUUCUCUUGUUGAUGAGAUUAAGCUCCUCCGCAAAACCACGCAGCAGCAGGCGACAGAAGAACUCGAGGCGAUCAAGGUUCUGCGUGAGGCAGCCAUGUCUGAUAUCGCCACGGCGCAGGCCGAGGUGAAGGCUCUCGCCCUCCAGGCUAAGCAAGCCCAACAAGCUGCUGCUGCUGCAAUGCAGGCAACGAAGACCCCCGUUCUGACGUCGUUGAAGCGGAAGCGCGAUGAUACGGACGAGAACGAGGAAGGCAGUGGUGCGAGUGAGAAGUGUGUGAGCGCUGUUGAGAAAGAGAGUGAGAAUAGCGUCGUCGCGGCUGGCCUCAAAGGGGAAGAUGUGGAGAUGGAUGAAGGUGCUGCUGCCCCCAUUCCUACCGCCGCCUUCGUUCCUAUGGAUGUGGACCUCGUCAAGACUCGUGUUGUCGUCGUCGAUGGCCCCCGACCUAGGAAGCGCGCAAGGCGCUUCGCCUCGAUCGUCGCGCACACGGCUACAGCGGUCACGAUUGGCGCGGUCGUCACCUGGUCUGCUCUCGCAUUCAGCUGA
Cyclocybe aegerita is the source of this 2214-nucleotide messenger RNA. The record is from the annotation of a GenBank genome assembly. Lineage: Eukaryota; Fungi; Basidiomycota; Agaricomycetes; Agaricales; Hemipholiotaceae.